Drosophila busckii is the source of this 1350-nucleotide messenger RNA. RefSeq names its product E3 ubiquitin-protein ligase Kcmf1. Gene Ontology annotation, cellular component: plasma membrane. The transcript is spliced from 2 exons. The coding region runs from base 94 to 1191 and encodes 365 amino acids. Gene Ontology annotation, biological process: synaptic signaling. NCBI's taxonomy places the organism in Eukaryota, Metazoa, Arthropoda, Insecta, Diptera, Drosophilidae. Gene Ontology annotation, molecular function: zinc ion binding. The record is from RefSeq and is a predicted model, not a curated record.
CUUUUGUUGGCCCACACACCAAAAAUAAAUUUAAAUAAAAAUAGUAAGUCAGCGGAAAUUUUACUAUAAGCAACUGAAAAAAAAUUGAUCAACAUGGCGCUGCAUUGGAAUGUGAAGUGCGAUGGGUGUGGCAAGACGAAUCUGCUGCACUAUCGCUACAAGUGUCUGCGUUGCACCAACUACGAUUUGUGCAGCGUCUGCUAUGAGAACAAGGUGGAGACUGGACGCCAUAGCAAGGGUCAUCCCUUUCAGUGUCUGCUGGAUCGCGCGGCACGCGAACUCUUCUUUGCCGGGCAGGAGAUUCCGGAUUUGUGCGCCGACAGCUUCACCUGCCCCAUUUGCGGCAAGAUGGGGCAUUCGGUCAAGGAGCUGGUGAAGCAUGUCCAGGCAAAGCAUCGCGGCGACAUUACGCCCGUCAUUUGUCCACUCUGCAUUGCCGUGCCCGCCGCCGACUGCAUGCGCAUCAAUAAUCUGGUUAACCAUGUCUCACUCACCCAUGGCGCUUGGAUGAGCAUUUUGCGCAUUGGCGGCGGCGCCGGCGGUGGCGGUGGCGGCGGCAACAGUCCAGUCGCGCCGUCGCGCACCACAGGCUUCGAGCUGCCGCCCAUACAUCGCACCCAUAGUCACCAACAUCCCCAUCCCGAUACGCUCUGCCAUUCGCAUAGUCUGCAUGCCGCCGCUGCCGCCGAAACUGCCGCCGAACUGCGACGCCAGAGCCGGCGCAGCAGUCCGCCGCCGCUGCCGCCGCUGCGCAACAAUGCGACCAAUCAGUGGCUGCUGAGUGGCAGCCACAGCGUUGGCGGCAGCAGCGCCUCACAGGAGGAGGAUGACGGCGGCUCCAUACCGGACUCCAUACCGGAGUCAUGGCUGCCGGAGCUGAGCUCGCUGAGCGGCAGCAUGCACACGAUGCGCGACCAGGAUCUGGAGACGAGCGGCGGCGCCGCCUCAGAUCAGCCGCAGCCGCAGCAGCUGCGACGCGCUACGCCGCUGGCUGCGCUGCAUUUGGAGACGCUCAGUCCGGAGCCAAAUCAGCAGCCUGAGGAUCCCAAUCACGUGCUGGAGGAUGAGUUUAGCGAUCUCGAUGGCGAUGCUGAUAAUGAUAACGAUGGCGAUGCUGAUGGCGAUGGCGAUGGCGACAGUGCUGGGACCAAUGAGCCCUCGCUCUUCAACUACGAUCGAAAUUCGCUAUAAAUGCUCGGGCUAAAUUUCAAUAAAAGUGAAAAACACUUCAGCACACACAUACAGGCGCAUAAGCAUGCACACACGCACACACACACACACACAUAAACUGCCAUGAGACUGAAUCUUGAAUAAAUGUAUGCAUUAGUAUGUGUGUUAAUUAAUAAAAGC